Spirodela intermedia is the source of this 1708-nucleotide messenger RNA. The record is from the annotation of a GenBank genome assembly. NCBI's taxonomy places the organism in Eukaryota, Viridiplantae, Streptophyta, Magnoliopsida, Alismatales, Araceae.
AUGAGGAUCCGGAGGAACGCCGCGAAGAUCCCAUCUCCUCUGUCGAUUCCUACCCAAUCUCCCGCUCUCGCGGCUGAGGGAGAUGCAGAAGUGGCGGCGAUGGGCGGGGGAGUGGAGAUGCAUGUGUGCGAGCUGAACCAGUCGCCGUGGGACGCGAUGUCCUUCACUCCGCCGCCGCGGUCGGCGGGGCUCUGCCUCUGCGAGGUCAGAUCCGAUCGGUUGCCAGCUUCGUUCGUCCUGGUCUGUGUGAAAUUAGGUUGAAUGGCGUCCGCCUCAGAAUUUCAGUGGCUCGAUGGUCAUCGGGGUGCCUGUUUCUCCUGCCGCCCGCCCUUGGAAAGGGAAAUGGGGAGCUUCUCUUAUCGUGUCGUGCCGCCGCCUAGGGUUUCGCUGCUUCGGGGGUGGGGGGCGGCCGAAGCAACCCUAAAUAUCACAUUCUGAUCGACCAGGCUGUGCCAUUUUCCGUCGGAGGAUCUCUGAUUUGUCCUUGAUUACUUUCUUUCUCCUGUCUCUCCGUGUUCUCGUGCGGGUCGCGUGGCUAUGGAUUUCUCCCGACAGCGGCGGGCAUUAGGUUUUGUGGCGCACAUCCAAUGAAUCGAAUCAGCAUGUCUCGCUGUCCGUCUGUUCAUCGUCUCUCCGCUUUAGAACUCGUCUUUCCUGUUCGGGAAAUAGUGGAGCAUCUUCUUCUAGGGUUUGUUCCGCCUCUUCGCUUCUUACUGCUCUGCUUGACGCCGCUCAGUCGCCGCAGGAAGCGGAGGAGGUGGCGGACGAGACUGCUGCGUUCGUCAGAGGAGCAAUGGGGAGGAGGCUGACAGAAGAAGAAGAAGAACAAGAGGAAGCUCCUGCAGUCUGUGAUUCUCGCAGGUUCUCGCCAUUAUUGCAUUGUUUUUUUUUUCUUUUACCAAUUCUUCCUCCUCUUUCUUGUGGUGACGAGACGGAUUGAACGAUCGAAUAUCUUCUCCGCAGCCUCGUCCCGGCGGAGUUGACCUUGAGACGUCGGGUGAAGAUCGAGGCCAUGACAGAGGGAGCGGAAGCGGAGGGGGAGGAGGAGAAGAGGGAGAGGAAGGUGGCAAAGAAACCCAUCGGCAGGAAGAAGGUCAAGAGGAAAAGCGCCUCGGAGGAAGCAGAGGGAGAGAUAGUGAAGAAGACGGAGGUGCAGGCGGCUGCUCCUUCGGCGACAUGUAAGAAGACCGACGGCAAAGGAUGGCACUGCAAACGGGAGGCCCAGCAUCCUCAUUCUCUCUGCGAGUAUCACCUCACCCAGGUCCGCUCCUACUACAGUAACGGCGGCUGCGGCGGCGGCGGCGCCGCCGCUGCCCAUGUUCAUGACCAGCAAACCUCCCGGAGCUCACCCGGGGGAAUCGACGGCGAGCAGAAUGAAGAUAAGAAAAGGAGCUUGCCGAAGAAGAAGAUCAACAAGAAAGACGACGGCGGCGGCGACAGCGGCGCCGGCAGGACGAGGAAGCCGCCGACGUCGGAUUUCUACUACUACUAUUCGGGCUUUGGGCCUUGGUGGGGCAGGAGGAGGAACGGCGGCGGAGGCGUGGACCAGGUGACGACGGUCCACGACCAGGCGCCGGAGGAUCUGGACCUCGACGACGAAGAUACCGACGACGUUGGGGUUCUCGGGGACGACGACGGGGAUGACGUCUCCGGCAAGAGGAGAGGGAGGAAGCCCAUUAAAGCCCGCUCCCUCAAGUCCCUACUGUAA